Nymphaea colorata (pocket water lily) is the source of this 916-nucleotide messenger RNA. RefSeq lists its product as uncharacterized. The record is from RefSeq and is a predicted model, not a curated record. The transcript has a single exon. The coding region runs from base 231 to 566 and encodes 111 amino acids. Lineage: Eukaryota; Viridiplantae; Streptophyta; Magnoliopsida; Nymphaeales; Nymphaeaceae.
CCCAAAAAAAAACUAGUUUUAGCCAUUAACUGAUGGCUCAAUUAAAUGCUACACGUACUCCAGAAGUUGGCAUCUACCCCUAAGCAAGUUAAUAAAAACCAGGGUCUCAACUGAUCAUUGGUAUAUGUUUGGCUUCUUUCUUCUCCUCUCCGAUGAGAAGGCCACCAUUUUCUUCCUUCGAUUUAUAGGGUGCCCACAAAAAAUUGGAGGUAAGAAAUUUUUGGGUUCUCAUGGAGGAUUACAGAUCAAGGUCAUACGCAGAUGGCAGGAUGGAGAUAGAGGUGUAUGACAGGAGCUACCCUUCUGGAAUGCAUGAUAUGAGGAGCUACAGCGCAUCGUAUGCACCUCAACCAUAUCCCAGAGAGGUGAAGGCGAAGAAGAUGAAGAAUCAGGGAGGUGGGGCUUCAUCGGGCAGUUGGGGCUUCAAUGACCCAGAGUUCCAAAGGAAGACGAGGGUUGCUAGUUACAAAAUGUAUAGUGUUGAGGGGAAGGUAAAGGGGUCUUUUAGAAAGAGUUUUAGAUGGCUCAAGGAUAGGUACACCAGGAUCGUGUAUGGAUGGUGGUGAGAGGUACAUGAUCAUCAUAUACAUGUAGCCAUCAUCAUCUGGAGUUGACCAUCUAAUGCCCGGGGGCGAGGGGUAUGUAUGAUGAACGGUUUUUGCCGAUGCUGAAUUCUGGGUAUGGCUUACUUUGUCUGUUUACAACCUAGAUAGAUGUGAUCUGAAUCAACAAAAUAUGGGUCUUUCAGUUUUGAGAGGCAUCAUGUUGUAACCUCUUUCUCUUCUCUUGGCGAUGUUCCAUACAAAGAUGGGCUAUGCAACUCUAUGGUCUUCAGCUUCACGAGUCAAAAGAAAUUUCAUGUUGCUGAUUGAUUUGGUUGUUUAGAUAUAAAGGCUUGCUUCUCUGUUUCCUUUUC